AAACGUGAAAUGCGGUGCGGUUGGCGGUGGUGACUGCUAGGAAAGCAAGCGAGCGAACAAGCGAGCAAGCGAGCAAGCAAGCAGGCCGAGACUGCCCUUCUGUCUCCCCCACCCCAAGCAUGCCUCGCAGAACCCAUGGCCUCCGUACAUACGGAGGAGAGUGAGGCAGCCCCAGCCGCUCCUCACGUCAUCCGCUGAGAGAGAGACGACGGGUCUCGACACGGCGAGGAGCAAUAAUUCUAACGAGCCAAGAUGGCGGCGGACACGGUGGCCCUGUCCGCGCUCACGCUCGCCAGGGGCGACAAGAUCCUCGUGACCGUCGAGUCCGCGCUACCGGACAUCAUCGUCGUGUCCUUCGUUCACGGUGCCAAGUGCUUCCAGGGCGCAUUGCUCGACGCCACCAAGAGAGGCCUACCGUGCGGCGUACAACCCCCUGAACCGGUACCGGAUCCUGAUGGCGACAAAUUGGCAACAAUCGCGGCCCGAUUCAGCUAUUUCCAAGAGAGGAAGAGCACGUUGACCGCUGCGAAAGUCGAUCUUCGUAGGAACAUCAAUCCACCGGCCAGGUACAAGAAUGCGCGGCCAACGGUCAGGUUGAGGCCGCGCCAGGUGCUUUGCAGCAAGUGUAGAUCGAUCUGCAACGAGAACAGUGAGAAUGUGGACGUCAGCAGAAAACGGAAACACGACGAGAUUCAGCAGGAACAGCAGCAGCCUCAGCAGCAGCAGGUCACGGGCCAUGGAUCCACUCGAAGAAGCGAUCGACGUUGCGGUCAGCAGCCGCAAAAAGCUUCGAGAGUACUGUUCUCCGAGUGUCAGAGCGAGAACAUUACGGUGUCAUCUCACCAAACGGCCAAAUCCUCGUCAUCCACAGCUCUCAGUCCCGAUUCGUCGAAGCUUGGACCAUCUCUCAUCCCUAAAAUUUCGAGACUGCAACCGAAUGAAAUCAACAACGCUUUACAAGCAAACGAAAAGGUUAAAAUCAGUCCAUCCUAUUGGAACAACAGAGUUGAUGAGGGCGAUUCAUCGGCUAACGCCACGGAACCAACGGAGGAACGGAUGGAAUCGACAGAUUGUGACAGCAAUCCAUCAAUGGCGUAUUGCGCCACACCCAGGAGACUUAGUAGUUCGUCCGUGGAAAGCGCUAAAAUACCGGAAGAAGAGGAGAAAAAAACAUUCGCGGCAGCUGAUUCGACGAUGAGGCCGAGAACGGGUCGUAUACCUCGAAAGAAACGAUCUGUAGGAUCUAUGGAAGAUUUGUGGGACGAGACCGUGUUUGAAGAUCCAACGAGAACAGCGAGGACCACUCCGGUGAUUAAGAUCUCUUUCGGUGCUCAAGGCGAGGGAACCGUUCUGAAGAUACCUUCCAAAAUCCAGGAUCCGGAAUAUGAGCAGGAAACUGAUGAUGCUGAGGACGUGCAGACGGAAACGGAGAGAGAUCCACUAGAAUUGCCGAGAAAUUUUGAUAAUGAUUAUGAUUAUCGUGAAGAUGGGGAAGAAGAUGGACAAGAGCAAGUGGAUCCUCAGAAGCAAGGUGUAAAGGAUGCAAGUGCUAAAGCUGCGAAACGUGCACUGAAGAAAGCUAAGAAAGAAGCCAGGAGGAAAAUGCUCGGUGGUGUUUCGCCUGCGAGAUCUCCUUGCAAUGGAUCACCAAGAUAUAAUCCUACAUAUGAUACUCUAUCAUACCACCGACGCAAACAUAAAGUGAAACAUAAAAAAAAACACAAGGAAGACCGCAAACACAAGAGUCAACAAUCGCAGCAUCAACAGCAAACAUGCUUGGAACCUGGAAGCACUGAGAAUCAACAAAAUUGGAAUGUUCUUCCUGGUAGCGAAUCGUACACAGCCAUAAAGGAGCAGUGCCUGAAGCAAAAAUUAUCCAUAUCUCUGAAGAGAUUGAAUACAAACGCUUAUGCUAGAUGUGAUUAUCCUGUGAGUAAUUCUUCGUCGGGUUGUAAGAGUCCUGGUGCCAGCAGUGAUGAACUGAGUGAACAGGAACCUGAAGUCGAUGCCGGCGAGAUUGCUCCAGACUUUCCGCCACAGUCUCAUCCUUUGAUGAUGCGUCUUGCCGCGACUCCUGUUGAACAUUGUCUUACUGCUAAUGGUAGAAGAAUGGAUGUUGGUGAUGUGGUGUGGGGAAAGAUUCAUGGAUUUCCUUGGUGGCCUGGAAAAGUCCUUAGUAUAACAGUUUCUUGUAAAGAGGAUGGUACAUCAUCUGGGCCACAAGCUCACGUCGCCUGGUACGGUUCUUCUACUAGUUCUCUUAUGUCGUGUGACCAGUUAAGUCCAUUUUUAGAAACAUUCAAGACGCGGUACAAUAAAAAGAAAAGAGGUCCAUAUAAGGAGGCGAUACGACAAGCGCAGAACGAGGCCCGAAGUCAGAUCACGCCUAACUCGACAAGCAACGUGUUAAACGUGUGUAGUUCACCGCGCGAGGUCAACGUUCUCUCCUAAGGGAAGGUGCAUAGCGUUCGACACCAUUCCUUUAACUGCCGGGUAUCUGUCGGAGAAUAGUUCUAACGACGGAUCAAAAUCGUCAUGUGUAAUAUAUAAAACAAAUUUUUGUACAUAAUUGACCUUAGCAUUAAUGGAAUAGCUCUUGAUCGGUGUUCUAAUUCAGUUCAGUCGCGUCUGCUAUCGUCGUCCACGUUAAAUAUGAUUGAACCAACAGUGAUACCGAUGCUAAAUGAAGUUUACUGCCAUCA
Apis mellifera (honey bee) is the source of this 2702-nucleotide messenger RNA. RefSeq lists its product as uncharacterized. Bases 253 to 2451 code for a protein of 732 amino acids. NCBI's taxonomy places the organism in Eukaryota, Metazoa, Arthropoda, Insecta, Hymenoptera, Apidae. Gene Ontology annotation, molecular function: chromatin binding. The transcript has 7 exons. The record is from RefSeq and is a predicted model, not a curated record. Gene Ontology annotation, cellular component: nucleus; chromocenter.